Molecule: messenger RNA, 2083 nt
Organism: Sphaerodactylus townsendi
Lineage: Eukaryota; Metazoa; Chordata; Lepidosauria; Squamata; Sphaerodactylidae
Product: vomeronasal type-2 receptor 26-like
Exons: 6
Coding region: 1-1989 (662 amino acids)
Biological process (GO): G protein-coupled receptor signaling pathway
Cellular component (GO): membrane
Molecular function (GO): G protein-coupled receptor activity
Source: RefSeq, a predicted model, not a curated record
AUGGCGCCUUUGAUGACCCUUGUCGAUGGGGACUUUCAGCAGACGACGCCACAGGGAUGCUGCCUGCUUGAGAGCAGUGCGGAGCGGCGGCAGCAGCAGGAAAAAGCGAAUGUUCACUCAGCUGAGGCGGCCAUUAUCACAGAUGCUCUGAGGAUGGUGCUAGGGGUGGUUAAGUGGAAUCUGUUUCUAGAGAGAAGAUUUGAAUUGAGGAUGGUGAUCUUUGUGUUGUUGAAGCUUUUCCUUUCUAAUUGCAAGAUAUGCCAGGCUCAUGUUGUUCAGUGCAAGAUCAGAGAUCCACACCCUCCACUUCAACAGUAUUGUCAGUCAGGAGACAUCUUUGUUGGUGGGGUUGUUUCUCUCAGCUUCAACAUCAAUCCAGUAGAAUUCGAGGAAUAUACUCAGCUGGCACUGUUUGAAGACCUUAUAGUUGUUCCUCAGAAUUACCAACACAUUGUUGCAAUGGCCUUUGCAGUAAAGGAGAUCAAUGAAAACCCUCAGAUAUUACCCAAUUUCUCCUUGGGCUUCCACAUCUAUGACAGCUAUUUCAAUGGAAGGUGGACCUUUGGUGCCACAAUGCGACUUACAUCUUCACAAGGCCAAUUUGUUCCCAACUACAAAUGUGACACCCGGGAUAACCUGGUAGCGGUCAUUGGAGGCCUGGACAGUGACAUUUCACUUCAUGUUGCAACUAUACUGGGCACCUACAAGGUUCCUCAGCUCCAUGACUUCCUCAGAGGGAUUGCAUUUAACGACAGCACUGGCAACAAAGUUUCAUUGAACGAGAAUGGGGAAUUGGUAGCUGGAUAUGACAUUAUGAAUUGGGUAAUUUCCUCAAACCGAUCCUUUCAUAGGGUGAAGGUAGGGAGAAUGGAUGCCCAGACUGCUCCAGAAUGUGCAUUCACCAUCAAUGAGGAAAUUAUAACAUGGCCGAGCUGGUUCAACCAGGUGCAGCCCAUUUCUGUGUGCAGUGCCAGCUGCCAUCCUGGCUACAGCAAGCGAGUGAAGGAGGGAGAGCAAUAUUGCUGCUAUGACUGCAUCCCAUGUCCAGAAGGAAAGAUCUCUGACCAGAAGGACUCGAAUGACUGCUAUCAAUGCCCGGAUGAAAAAUUUCCAAGUGAAACCCAAGAUUUUUGUAUUUCCAAGUACAUCACCUUCUUGUCUUAUGAAGAACCUUUGGGACUUAGCUUAGCCGUUUUUGCGCUUUCUCUCUCUGUGAUCACAGCUGUGGUGCUGGGAACAUUCAUAAAGCACCACAACACUCCAAUUGUCAAAGCCAACAACCGGAGCCUCACCUACGCUCUCCUGGUCUCUCUUCUGCUGUGUUUCCUUUGUACGUUGCUAUUCAUUGGCCAGCCAGCGAUGGUGACCUGCCUGCUGCGCCAGACAGCUUUUGGCACCAUCUUCUCCGUGGCUAUUUCUUGCAUUCUGGCCAAGACCAUCACUGUGGUUCUGGCUUUCAUGGCUACCAAACCAGGAAGCAGGUUAAGGAAAUGGGUGGGGAAAAGACUGGCCAGCUCCAUUGUUCUUUCCUGCUCCCUUGUCCAAGGAGGACUUUGUGCUGUGUGGCUGGCAACCUCUCCUCCAUUCCCAGAUGUUGACAUGCACUUAGUAACUGAAGAAAUCAUCCUGGAAUGUAAUGAAGGAUCCUUGAUUCUGUUUUACUUCACAUUGGGUUACAUGGGUUUCCUGGCCAUUGCUAGUUUCAUUGUGGCUUUCCUUGCCAGGAAGCUACCUGAUACUUUCAAUGAAACCAAAUUUAUAACCUUCAGCAUGUUGGUCUUUUGUUCUGUUUGGUUAUCCUUUGUUCCAACCUACUUGAGCACGAAGGGAAAAUACAUGGUAGCUGUUGAGAUCUUCUCUAUCUUAACUUCCAGUGCUGGUUUGCUUAGUUUAAUUUUUACCCCUAAAUGCUACAUAAUUUGGCUGAGGCCUGAGUUAAACAACAGGGAAGGAUUAAUGCGAGCAAAAAGUCAAAGUGCACAACUGUAAUGUCCUUUGUCCGGUAAUGAUGAGUUAUGUUUGGUCACCUGGGAAUGUUUCUGAGGGUUUUCCUCUCAGUUGGUACCCAUCAAAAACCUUCACA